CUCGUUGUUCAAGAAAACUCUAUUCAAAAUCUAACAAUUUGAUUAUUACAAGACAAAUCAAUCAAAGUUGUCACCUUUCAACUUGUUUCAGCCGUAAAGUUAUCACCUUUUCAACCUAUCCAUUAAAACACCUCUGUUUCUCUCUCCUCUCUCUCAAAGACAAUGAAAGAGUAUUGGACCUCUCUAGCUUCCCUUCUCGGCGUUAUAGCCUUCUGCCAGACCCUCAUGAACUCAGUCUUCCCACCAGAGCUCCGUUUCGCCGUCACCAAACACUUCAACACACUCUUCCAACUCUUCUCCUCCUACUGCUACUUCGACAUAACGGAGAUCGACGGCGUCAACACCAACGAGCUCUACGACGCCGUCCAGCUCUACCUAACCUCCUCCACCGUCACCUCCAACCGCCUCAGCCUCACCCGCGCCACCAACUCCUCCUCCACCACAUUCUCCCUCUCCAGCAACGACUCCAUCGCCGACACCUUCGACUCCGCCACCGUCCUCUGGGAGCACGUCGUCGCGCAGAGACAAACUCAGACCUUCGCGUGGCGGCCAAUGCCCGAUGAGAAGCGCGGCUUCACGCUCCGCGUCGAGAAGAAAGACAAAAGCUUUAUCCUCGGCUCUUACCUGGACCACAUCAUGGAAACAGCUAACGAGAUUCGCCGCAAGAAUCAAGAUCGGUUUCUUUACACGAACUCGCGCGGUGGCGGGGGAAUGGACUCGAGGGGCCUCCCUUGGGAGUCUGUUCCCUUUAAGCAUCCGAGCACGUUCGAGACGCUGGCGAUGGACCCGGCGAAGAAGAGAGAGAUCAUGGAGGAUCUCAAGGACUUCGCCGAGUGUGAGUCUUUUUACCGGAAGACCGGCCGAGCUUGGAAGAGAGGGUACUUGCUUUACGGACCACCGGGAACAGGGAAGUCGAGUAUGAUCGCAGCCAUGGCUAACUAUCUCGGAUACGACAUUUACGAUCUUGAGCUCGCGGAGGUGAGGAGCAACUCGGAGCUGAGGAAGCUGUUGAUGAAGACGAGCUCGAAGUCGAUAAUUGUGAUCGAGGAUAUUGACUGCUCGAUCAAUUUAAAGAACCGGAGCAAAAAGAAACAGAGUUAUUAUGAACCGGAGAUGAUGCUAACCGGGUCCGGUUUAGGAGGCGAUGAGGGUAAUGGGAACACGAUCACUUUGUCCGGUUUGUUGAACUUUACCGAUGGGCUUUGGUCUUGUUGCGGUAGCGAGAGGAUCUUUGUGUUCACGACCAAUCACAUUGAGAAGCUUGACCCCGCGUUGCUUAGGAGCGGGAGGAUGGAUAUGCAUGUGUACAUGAGUUACUGUACGUUUGCUUCGGUUAAGAUCUUGUUGAAGAAUUACUUGGGAUACGAGGAAGGAGAUUUAAGCGACGACGUUUUGAAGGAGCUUGAGAGGGUGGUGGAUAAGGCGGAGAUUACGCCUGCUGAUGUAAGCGAGUGUCUUAUUAAGAAUAAGAGGGAUAAAGAGAGAGCUGUGAGUGAGCUGUUGGAGGAUAUGAAAAGAAGGGCGGAGAGAAAUGAGAAGCAUGGGAAGCUAAGGGGUCAAAUUGGGAGGUUGGCUGUGGCUGACGACGCGGAGGAGCAGGAGAAGAGGGCUUUGGACAGUUCUUAUGGAGAAGAAGAAGAGAUUGAGGACAGCAUUUGCAAGAGUAGUGAAGAUUAAGUGUUCUAAUGUUUCAUUGUUCUUGAGUUUUUCUAACAUUCUAUGUUUACACAAUGUGAAAGUUGUGAUCCUUGUCUUUCUCUUUCGCCCUUUUGGGAAGUCGGCUUUUAGAAGUGAGCUAAAGUGAAUGGGGAAGAAUAAAAGGAUUUAGAGAGUUAGUUGAAAAGAGCCAAUGGUGGUGCUGGAGAUUUUUUGUAUGUGGGGAUUAGAAAAUGCAAAGAGAAUCACUGGAUAAACCAUUGGCAUAUGAUGUGUUAUGAC
This is a messenger RNA of Brassica napus (rape), 1938 nucleotides long. RefSeq names its product AAA-ATPase At4g25835-like. Gene Ontology annotation, molecular function: ATP binding; ATP hydrolysis activity. The record is from RefSeq and is a predicted model, not a curated record. The transcript has a single exon. NCBI's taxonomy places the organism in Eukaryota, Viridiplantae, Streptophyta, Magnoliopsida, Brassicales, Brassicaceae. Bases 163 to 1677 code for a protein of 504 amino acids.